GGCAUGGGUCGGGGCUGAAGUUGGAGGCAGCUGGCCGCAGACGCCCUUCACCCAGGCCCCUCUCCCAGGCCCCCUCCUGCCCUGCCGCCCACCCGGGGUCUGCCAUGUGGUCCCUGGCCACUGCGAUCGCCUUCCUGACCAUGGCCUUGUCAGGCGGCUUCUCUCAAGAGUAUUCCAAGAUUCUCAAAGGCACCAAUGGGACCAAAGGGUUUCUCCCCGGUGGCUACACCUGCCCCCCCCACUCUCAGCCCUGGCAGGCAGCCCUGAUGGUAGAGGGGCGGCUGCUCUGUGGAGGGGUCCUCAUCCACCCCAAAUGGGUCAUCACAGCAGCUCACUGUCUGAAGGAUGGGUACAGAGUUUACCUGGGCAAGCAUGCCCUGUGGCACCUGGAGUCCGGAGAGCAGGUGAGGGACGUAGUGCGCUCUAUCCCCCACCCUCAGUACCAGAGCAGCACCACACACCUGAACCAUGACCACGACAUCAUGCUUCUGGAGCUGCAGUCCCCCAUCCAGCUCACCAGCCGCGUCCGCACCCUGCCUCUCUUCCACAGUGACCUUCCCACUGGCACCUGCUGCCGGGUGUCUGGCUGGGGCACCACCACCAGUCCUGAGGUGAGUUACCCACAAACCUUGCAGUGUGCCAACAUCCAGCUACGCUCAGAUGAGGAGUGUCGUAAAGUCUACCCUGGCAGGAUCACACCCAACAUGCUGUGUGCGGGAACACAGGAGGGCGGCAAGGACUCCUGUGAGGGUGACUCCGGAGGCCCCCUGGUUUGUGACGGAACCCUCUAUGGCAUCAUCUCCUGGGGAGACUUCCCCUGCGGGCAGCCCAACCGGCCUGGCGUCUACACCCGAGUCUCUCAGUACACUUCCUGGAUCCAAAAAACGAUCCGAAAACAGACAACGCAGGAGGAGAAAUGGACAGAGGGCCUGCAAUAAAAGUCGGACUGACUGACCCACCUUCUUCCCCCGCUGGUGCCCUCCUUACUCAGCUUGCCCACCCAGCUCUGCCCCUCCCGGCCGGGUCCCCUCACACCGGCGAUCCGCGUUCUCCAAAGGCCCCAUCCCAGCUGACAUUCCGUGUUUCAAAAGCACUCAGUCACUGCCAGCAUCAUGUUCUGCCAAACGAUGUGCCCCUGAAACACCCCAGUGCCCUGAAUGUCCCAGCCCAGACACGUUCCGGAUCUCCCAACUGUUUCAACAUAAACCCAGAUCGCCAUCCAAAUGUUUUAUCUGUGAAGCCCUGAAAGAUCUCCAGCCCGUCCUAACAAGAUGCUAAGUUCCAUGAACACACCAUCCUUGAAAAUAUUCCAGACCCCUUCAGGUGUCUAGUCAUUGCCAGGGUUCUAGGUCCUUCUACAUGUUGGAUUCGGGAAGGCCCUAGGCUCCCAGGAUCCCAUGAUGUUUCACUCUGAAAGUAUUCUCUUCUGCCCUGCCAACAUGGUAGGUCCUUCUGAAUAUCACCACAGCCAACAUGGGGUCCUCAGAACGGUGCAUCCUUACAUAGUUCCGGGCUUCCCAAAUGACCCCUCCCUACGGAUACCUGGCCUCUGGCAAUACUGCCUGUCUCUGAAUUCCCAUGCCCACUCUAGAAUCAACAGUGAUGGGGCCUUCAGUAUCCCAAAGGGGCCUCCAUGCCUAGACCCUACUCUCCACUAAAUAUCUUGCCCCUCUCCAUCGACACUGGUUCAGUGCCCCGUGCUAUUGUGGCAUCUUUGCCCAUGACCCCAGAACACAAUGGUGAAAUGCUUAAGCCACUGUGGUCCCUCCUCUGAAUGAGUUAUAAAACUCACCAUGUCUCCUCAUCUGUAAAACGGGGCUCAUAAUUUCUGCUUAUUUAUUUUUAGAGAAGGGAGGGAGAAAGAGGGAGAGAAACAUUGAUGUGAUUGAUGUGUGAUAGAUACAUCGAUUGGUUGCCUCCCAUAUGCCCCCAACCGGGAAACUGGCCAGCAACCCAGGCAUGUGCCCUGACUGGGAAUCGAACCAGUGAAGUUUCAGUUUGCAGGCCAGCACUCAAUCCAAUGAGCCACAUCAGCCAGGGCUCAGAACUUUUCUUCAUAGCAUUGUUAUGCAGAUAAAGGUUGGCUUACCUCUUAUCUGGGUGGUUCUCUAUAAAAGAUUACCUUUGGGUGUCAAUAACAACCCCUUUGAAGAGUGUCAAAGGGUGUUGCACUUCCUUAUUUUUCUCAGCAAACAUUUAUUCAGGGUUGACAUGUGCAGGCACUAUCCUGAGUAUUGGCAAAUAUACUUUUGUUUAUUCAAAUGUUGGUACCUAUGAUAAGCCAGGCAUUUUUGUAGACACAGUGAUAAACAGUGAAUUAAACAGACAGAAACUUC
Artibeus jamaicensis (Jamaican fruit-eating bat) is the source of this 2336-nucleotide messenger RNA. RefSeq names its product kallikrein related peptidase 13 (gene KLK13). Gene Ontology annotation, biological process: proteolysis. Gene Ontology annotation, molecular function: serine-type endopeptidase activity. The record is from RefSeq and is a predicted model, not a curated record. The coding region runs from base 105 to 938 and encodes 277 amino acids. Lineage: Eukaryota; Metazoa; Chordata; Mammalia; Chiroptera; Phyllostomidae. The transcript has 6 exons.